Lachnellula hyalina is the source of this 591-nucleotide messenger RNA. RefSeq lists its product as uncharacterized. Lineage: Eukaryota; Fungi; Ascomycota; Leotiomycetes; Helotiales; Lachnaceae. The transcript is spliced from 3 exons. The record is from RefSeq and is a predicted model, not a curated record. Bases 1 to 591 code for a protein of 196 amino acids.
AUGUCUGACGAAGAGCUUGACCGCGAAUGGCAGCCCAGCAGUGUCAGACCGCAAUCCACAAUGGCGCGCUCCUUCUCCCUUGCCCUAAAUGAUCUCUUUAAAAUCGACAACAGCCUAGCAGAUCUCGAUGCCGCCGUCUAUGAGAACCUUACCAGGAAGAAAGCAGUAAGCACGCAAACCACCGAACUCGAAGCCCUCGAAGCGCGCCUGAAAGCUACCGAAGAGCGACUCAAAGCCCGCGGCGCGUCUCCCCUCCCCAAUGAGAAAGUCCCCUCGGGACGAUCGAGCCCUCGACAACGCGCCCCGCUCGCCGCAGACACGUUUACAGAUACCAAGCCCGAAGACAGAGCGCCGACUAGUCCACUCUCUUCACAACCGCCAGCUACGGGAAGCAGACCCCAGACGGCGAAUAGGCCAAAGACGGGGAACAGGGGUGACAGUGGUGCCCUGCCGCCCAUGCCAGGGGCUUUACCACCUACACCUGGUGCUAGCGAAGGUGAAUUAUCCAGCUCCGAAUCCGAAUAUGUGCUUGUCAAAGGCCGUACUGACCAUUCUGGGGUCCAAGAUGGCGAUGAUGCUGCUCAGCAAUGA